Messenger RNA from Humulus lupulus (European hop), 1165 nucleotides. Its product is annotated as probable xyloglucan endotransglucosylase/hydrolase protein 23. Gene Ontology annotation, molecular function: hydrolase activity, hydrolyzing O-glycosyl compounds; xyloglucan:xyloglucosyl transferase activity. NCBI's taxonomy places the organism in Eukaryota, Viridiplantae, Streptophyta, Magnoliopsida, Rosales, Cannabaceae. The record is from RefSeq and is a predicted model, not a curated record. Gene Ontology annotation, biological process: xyloglucan metabolic process; cell wall biogenesis. Bases 100 to 990 code for a protein of 296 amino acids. The transcript is spliced from 3 exons. Gene Ontology annotation, cellular component: cell wall; apoplast.
CCCAUUUGUCCUUGUCAAACAAACCAAAGUACACUGAUAAAAAGAUCAUAUCUUUCAUCACAAGUUUCUUUGUACUCGAACUUUCUAACCCUUAAUUUAAUGGCUUCUUCUUUUUCUUAUAACCCUUCUCAAAACCUAGCUAUUCUUCUACUCGUAGCUUUCAUUACAAACUAUUUGGUGUUGGUUGCAGUUGCUGGUAACUUCAACCAAGAUUUCGACAUAACUUGGGGAGAUGGUCGUGGUAAAAUAGUCAACAAUGGUCAAGUUCUUACUCUUUCGUUGGACAAAGCCUCAGGCUCUGGAUUUCAGUCCAAGGACCAAUAUUUGUUCGGAAAAAUUGAUAUGCAAAUCAAGCUUGUCCCUGGUAACUCCGCUGGCACAGUUACAGCUUACUAUUUGCGAUCGGAAGGGUCUAGUUGGGAUGAGAUAGACUUUGAGUUCUUGGGGAAUCUGAGUGGUGACCCUUAUAUUGUGCACACUAACAUUUUCAGCCAAGGCAAAGGCAAUAGGGAGCAACAGUUCUACGUUUGGUUUGAUCCAACUGCUGAUUUCCACACCUACUCUAUUCUCUGGAACCCUCAACAUGUUGUGUUGUACGUAGAUGGAACUCCAAUCAGAGAGUUCAAAAACAUGGAGUCAAUCGGAGUUGCUUACCCCAAAAACCAACCAAUGAAGAUCUACUCGAGCCUCUGGAACGCUGAGGAGUGGGCCACAAGAGGUGGUUUGGUGAAGACCGAUUGGACCAAAGCUCCUUUCACUGCGUCCUACAAAAGCUUCAACGAUGAUCAGGCUUGUGUUUGGUCAUCAUCAUCAUCUUCUUCUUCUUCUUGCUCCAACACUACUUCUGUCAUGCUUUCACAAGAAUUGGACACCACAAGCCAAGAGAGGCUCAAAUGGGUUCAGAAGAAUUACAUGAUUUAUAAUUAUUGUACUGACACUCAGAGAUUCCCACAAGGCCUCCCUCUAGAGUGCACUGCACCCGCCCAAUAAAUCCUAGGGUUUAACUUCUUCCUAUAUUGUAGAAUUCCUUUACUUUUAUUUAUUUUAUUUGUAUACGCAUGAAAAUUAAUUAUUAGUUUAUUACAGCUAGCCCUACCAAUUUAUUGUUUGUUAAUUUGAGGUUUGAAUUUGUGAGCAUCAAUAAAUAUAAGAUGACUUUGAAAUA